This is a messenger RNA of Varanus komodoensis (Komodo dragon), 4902 nucleotides long. It is a transcript of the gene CARNS1, whose product is annotated as carnosine synthase 1. Gene Ontology annotation, biological process: carnosine biosynthetic process. The transcript has 12 exons. The record is from RefSeq and is a predicted model, not a curated record. The coding region runs from base 384 to 3242 and encodes 952 amino acids. Gene Ontology annotation, molecular function: carnosine synthase activity; metal ion binding; ATP binding. NCBI's taxonomy places the organism in Eukaryota, Metazoa, Chordata, Lepidosauria, Squamata, Varanidae.
GCAUGCCUGCGCCGUUUCUAUAUAAAGCCCGGCGGAGUUAAUCUCCGGGACAUUCCCCGGCGCCUGCCACCCCGCCCUCGCCAACGGCUUGCACCGCGUCGUGCCGCUCGGCCUCGGCAUCCUUCUACCGCCGCCGCAGCAGCAAGCUCACCAACUGACAGCUAUCAAAGGCAACCCAUAUACAGCCUUGCUUGGUCAAAGUCCAUAGAUGUUGCCCACUGCACUUUGACACUUACCAGGACGUUAACUAGAUACCGCUUCUGCUGUGAAGCAGUGCAACCUGAUACUGCUUCCCCUCCAAAUGUGAAGAUGCAGCCACAUCUGUGGAAAAGCUGUGAUUGCUGUUCUGUACACAAUUACACUGAACAACUUCAUCCUGAGUUAUGCUGUCCCUGGACCAGAUCCACACGGAGCCACCCCCAACACCCAAGGAGCUGGACUGGGCAGAACAGGGGUUUCUGCCACCCCUGAGCCCUCUGCGCUGUGCCUGGCGCCGGGAUGUGUCCCUGGACUGCAAGAUCAGCCCCGAGGAUGCACAGGCACGAGCCUGCACGGCCUAUUACUAUGACCUGCUGCAGUGCACCUUGCAGCAGGAGGGACUCCCAGAGACAGUUGACCUCACCAAGGAGCCCCGAACAGGGUUUGGACCAUCAGAUGUUACCAUCUGCGUCUUGGGCUCCCCCACUUCAUACCUGUCUGUGCUUCUGGAAGGUGGCAACCAGUGUCCAGGUAACAUGUUGCUGUGCCUGUCACCAACUUGGCUUUCCAAAGUCCCUUCUGAAUCACAUCCUGGAGAGUCGUCUUUGCUGGUCUUCAAGGCAGUGACUUUUCAGGCUGGGGGUCAUACCACUCUGGAAGAAUUUGCUCCCCCGCGCCAUGUCACCUAUUUCACGGGGUGCUUUGGGCCUUGCAAGGUGCAGGGCCAGUCGGCAGCAGAGCUGGCCCGAGACCUCGACUGCCCCACUGGGGGCUCAGGUGAGCUGGCUCGCCUGCUGGAGGACAAGCUGCUGACCCGCCAGCUCAUGGACCAGCAGGCCCAUGUAGCAGUGCCCCCAACCCUGGCCUUCACCUUCAAGCGCCCCUUGCCCCUGCGAAGUGUGACCGAGGAGCAGCGCGUCCGCAUGGUGGAGCUGAGUGGCCGGGAGGGGCAGGACAACCUGCUUCAAGAGGAAAUUGCGGCUUUCUUGCAAAGCAGUACCAUGGAGCCCUACAACCAGGUGGUGGUCAAGCCAUCGGGCUGGCGCUGGAAUGGCACCCAAGCUGUGUCAUUUCACGUGAAGUCAGAACAGGGGAAUGUCCUGCAAGCGGUCCUUGCACUGCUGGAGACCUUGGAGGAGGAGGAGAGCAUCUUGCUGGAGGCCUUCAUUCCCACCGCUCACAUGAUCCAGCCUGGCCCACUGGAGACAAGUGGCUCCCCAUGCAACACAUCUCCACGGCCCAGUCUGGCACUCCGGAUAUGUGCUGUUGUCUGUAGAUUCCGGAAGGACCGGCCUCUACUGAGCAAGGUGGUUUGUGGUGUAGGCCGGGCAGAUAAGCCCCUGAAGCACCAGGCUACAGUGCCCCAAACUCUGGAGAGCAGCCUGCGGCAGUGGGGGCUUGAGGAUGAAGCCCAGAUUGCUGCCAUUCAUGCCCAGAUAAAGCAGAAGGCCGAGGCAGCCAUGGAAGCCUUUAUGGAUAUGGAGGCUGGUCUGUCAGCUGAGCAAAGAGGUGGCCGCCGAGGGCAAACUGACAUUAUUGGUGUGGAUUUUAUCUUGAGCUCAGAGGAGCAGGUGCUGCAGCUGGUGGCCCUGGAGAUGAACUCGCACCUGUGUCUUGAGACCUGCUCAGUCUUCGAAUCCAUAGGCCGGGUGGUGGGGGCACCAGUGGGUGAGGUGGCAUACCCCCUAGUGGAGACGAUGCUGCGUCGUGCACAGUGCCACCUGAUGGAGGGCAAACACGUGCUGGUGAUUGGGGCCGGCGGAUUCAGCAAAAAGUUCAUCUGGGAGGCAGCCAGGGACUACGGGCUAAAAAUCCACCUGGUGGAGUCCGACCCCAACCACUUUGCCUCCCAGCUGGUGCAGACCUUCAUCCACUAUGACACCAUGGAUCACAGGAGGGAUGAGGAGCAUGCCCGGCGAGUGGUGGAGCUGGUGCAGGAGAGGGGCCUGCAUCUGGAUGGCUGCCUGUCCUACUGGGAUGACUGUAUAGUCCUGACAGCGCUAGUGUGUGAAGGGCUGGGCCUGCGCUGUAGCUCCCCAAAUGCCAUGCGAGUGGCCAAGCAGAAGAGCCGCACUCAUCUGCAUUUGAUGCGGCGGCGCAAGGAGGGACCACGCUGGCCCUCAGCAGCACUUUAUGCUGUGCCCUGCUGCCACCUGGAAAGCCAUGCCGAUGUAGAACGGGCGGCCAGCCACAUCAACUUCCCCGGGGUCAUGAAGCUCGAGUAUGGGGCAGGCGCUGUGGGGGUAAAGCUGGUGGAGGAUGCACAGCAGUGUCAUCUGCAUUUCGAGAAGAUCUCCCAGGACCUGCAGGAUGACUCUGACUAUGUAGGCAUUGGGCUGGGCUGGGGCAACACCAUGCUCUUGAUGGAGUACGUCUCUGGCACCGAGCAUGACGUGGACCUGGUGAUCUAUGAAGGGCGGAUGCUGGGGGCCUUUGUGUCCGACAAUGGGCCCACCCGGGUGCCCAACUUCACGGAGACGGCAGCCUGCAUGCCCACCUGCCUGCCGCCCGACCGUGAGGCACAACUCAUCCGUGCUGCCUACCAGUGCUGCUUGGGAUGCGGCCUCACCGAUGGCGUCUUCAAUGUGGAGCUCAAGCUGACAGCAGCCGGCCCCAAGCUUAUUGAGAUCAACCCCCGCAUGGGUGGCUUCUACCUCCGCGACUGGAUUCAGGAGAUCUAUGGAGUUGACAUCAUGCUGGCUUCUGUCAUGGUGGCCUGUGGAGUGGCCCCACUGUUGCCUGCCCGUGCCCCGCCCCACACCAACCUGGUGGGAGUCAUGUGCCUGGGGUCCCAGCACUUGCAGGUCCUCAAGUCCACGGCCAACCAGGAGAUGCUUCAGGCUCUCCACGAGCGUGGCAUCAUCCGCCUCAACCGCCUAGAUGAUGAGUUAGCGUCCAACGAGUACGAGGAGCCCUACUGCAACGUGGCCUGUGCCAGUUCCAGCCGCCAAGAGGCGUGCCUGAAGCUGCUUGGCAUCUGCCAGGUUCUGGGCAUCGACUCGCUGCACUACCCUGUGGCCCAUUUCCUCUCUCACUUCAAAUAGCCUUGGAGAUACGGCUGCCUCAGCCUGGAGCAGGCACAAGCUCAGCUCCAGGGAGGGAGCCUUGUCUGCCCCCCCCCCCCCCGCUGCCAUAUUACCCUCCCCUGAUUCCCAAGUCACCUCCCACCGCAGGGUUCAUAUUACCCAGGCACCCUAUUUCCUACAGUCUUUCUCAAGUGGCUGCUGUCUCCCUCAGGAAGGCACCAUCUGGGGCCGUGUCUGGUAAGUGCCACACCCACACCACUUGCACCCAGAAGGGACUCACCACCUCCUUUUGUGGGGGAAUCUAAUUAACUACAAGUCCCAGGCACCUUCACCAUUCAUGUCCUAUACCUUCAUGUGCAGCUCUGAUUGAUUUCCACCACUAUCCCAGCUUGCUUCCUGAAUUACCCCUCCCCACCACAGUCAAUAGAAGUUUCAGCUUCUUCACCAUCUCUUUUUUCUACUGGGAAAAGCUGCUACCGGGCAGCCCAGGAGAGAGCCCACCUCACACUUCCAGAGUCAAAGGAAGAGAGGGUUUGGUGGUCAGAUCUUUUGCAGUUUCCCAUCAGCCAACACCUCUUCUGUGAUUUGCAGGAGCAAAAUAGUGUGUGCUGCCCCUGAGCACUAGAUUUCCCUGUAGGCAAACUCCAGCUGCUUACAGGCAUUCCCUCUGACUUGCUCAUGCUCCUCAGCCAACCUACUCGUAACAACAGCAGGACCACAUGCACCAACAAUAACAGCUGUUUACAGAGGAGUGGAAUGUAAGUUGUUUAACAAGCUGGUUCUGCUGGCUCAGCAUUUGCAAAGCCCACAGCUAACUAACAUCCUAGCACUGUGUAGUUCUUUCAGAAACUAAAGAGUACAUGCAUGCUCAUCAGAUGACCACAGAAUAACAGUGCAGCAGAGAAACUCGGUGGUCAUCCCUGAUGCGUGUGUUUCUCCUAGAGGCAGAGUCCACUGCAUGGGUUCUCUGUGCUGAUAAGAGAACCUGUUCUAAGCAUCACACCUUGCAGUACUCCUAUAAUAGGAGAGCCUAUAAUAGGAUAGCACUGUGAUAGCACAUCCUGGCAGCAGGCCAUUCCCUGCAGCCCUCCAGUGAAAGAUCACAGCACCAGCACUCCUGAUCUACCUUGGGGGAAAUAAUCCUUCCAGUGGAACCCCAAGGACCUUUUCAAGACUAGGAAACCAUAGUGCCAGCAUUCCUGAGUAUUUCUGCAAUAACAACUCGCACCCUUGCCACCACUCUGAAGUGGGAAGAAGUAACCUUGUUUGUGCAUAGUCCUCAAGUAAUGCUUCCCCAAAUAAGUAAUGUUACCUUUAUAGUACCAGCAUCCUUUAAAUUUUCUAUAACCAGCAUAAAGAGAGGAAUGAACAGUUCCAAACAGCAUGGAGGGAAGAAGGUCUGUCUUUUUAAGAGCUCACUGGUUUUCUCUUGCUUCCACAACAAGUCAGGAUGGCCACUCUGAGGCUUAAAAUGACAGACAUUUUGAUCUCAUUUGGGGAAGGGGAGGCAAGAAUUGGAGCUUCAGGCGCCCAUGACUUGUUGACUAACAGUAGGACCACUAGUUAAGAGUUCCCUCCUAACAAGGAUAGGUGACCCUGCCUGCCUAUAUCUAUCAUUCACUUCUGUAACCAGGCAGGCGUAGGAGUUCCUCCCCCAAUAAAAUGCCAUGUAAAAAUA